AUGUUAAAUAAGAGGAAGUAUAUUCUGGAUCUUCUUAGGGAUCAGAAUUUGGAAAGUUGUCAUUUUGUUCUUUUUCCAAUGAGCAGAGGUGUGAAGCUUAGCCAAGAUGAUGGUGAUUUACUUCCUGAUCCAGAGGUUUACAGGAGAAUAAUUGGGAAAUUGUUGUAUUUGAACAUGACUAGGCCAGAUAUUUCUUAUGUGGUUCAGCAACUUAGUCAGUUCUUAAGUGCUCCAAGAUCCUCUCAUCUGAAUACUGUUGUACAUGUCCUGAAAUACCUUAAAGGGACUCUUAAUCAUGGCUUGUUUUAUCCUGCUAGUUCCGAGUAUGUGUUAAGUGCAUACAGUGAUGCAGACUGGGGUACAUGUGUUGAUUCAGGAAGAUCAUUAUCAGGCUAUUGUGUGUUUCUUGGUAAUGCUUUAGUUUCUUGGAAAACUAAGAAACAAAAAGUAGUGUCCAAGAGCUCUAUAGAAGCAGAAUAUAGAAGCAUGAGUAAAACUGCAGAUGAGGUGGUUUGGCUUGAAGGUUUGUUUUCAGAGUUGCAUAUUGAGGUCCCAACUCCUAUAGUUCUGCAUUGUGAUAACAUUUCAGCUCAGCACAUUGCUGAAAACCCCUGUUUUCAUGAGAAAACAAAGCACUUAAGGAGCAAACAUCAUAAGAUUGAUGUUCAUUAUAUCAGAGAACAAGUUCAGUCUGGUUUCAUUAAAUUGAAACAUGUCAAAUAUGCUCUUCAAUUGGCAGAUAUCAUGACAAAACCUUUGGGAGCAGAUCAGCAUCGCUUUUUGUCCCAGAAGAUUGGGUUGGUUAGUCAGAUUCCUGUUCAAGAAUGGCCUGUUUUGUUAUCCCCAGUUCAUUCUUGA
This is a messenger RNA of Chenopodium quinoa (quinoa), 858 nucleotides long. RefSeq lists its product as uncharacterized. Lineage: Eukaryota; Viridiplantae; Streptophyta; Magnoliopsida; Caryophyllales; Amaranthaceae. The coding region runs from base 1 to 858 and encodes 285 amino acids. The record is from RefSeq and is a predicted model, not a curated record. The transcript has a single exon.